GCAAACCGCCCGAUGGGCUCGACAGUAAAACCGAGCACCAUCUGUGGAAGUGGGCCACGGGGGCGGGGACACAAGGCGACAGCAGCGACGACGGCGCCUCAUCCCGGCGGGAGAGCUCGGACUCAGGACUCGCGUGAUGCUCACACCCGCCCUCCUCCUCCACUCGUGACGUGAAACAAUGGUGGACAACCGCUACGCCACGGCGUUGGUGAUCGCCUGCGUACUCAGCCUCAUGGCCACCGUGUAUCUGUGCGUGGGCAUGGGCACGCAGCACUGGUACCAGUACAGCAGCCCGCCAGUUCGCGGCGAGGCCAACGUGUCCGAGCUGCGCGGCCUCUACGACGAGUUCAUGGACGGAGAAUUUGAUGAGAAGACCGACAGCGACACUUUGUUCCGACUCAACGGCAGCGUGGGCCUGUGGUGGCGCUGCGUGCUCGUGCCCGCCGCCGCGCACUGGUACAAGGAACCGGGCGCCAAGAUGGUGUUGCGGUGCCGAAGCUUCACCGUGCAGCAGCAGCUCAUGCCCAAAUACAAGGAACCCGGAAACCACAACAGUGGAGAGGACAUGCUGCGCACAUACUUGUGGCGAUUCCAGUUCCUCCUGCCACUCAUUUCUCUGGGCCUGGAGGUCUUGGCGGGUCUGAUCGGUUUCUGCGCCUGCCUCUGCCGAAGCCUUACACCCACGCUUGCCAUUGGUGUACUUCACCUGUUAACAGGUCUGUGCUCACUGGCCACGGUGUGUUGCUACCUCGCGGGGACUGACCUGCUCCACAGGGUGUCCGUGCUUCCUGACAAGGUGGACGCCUCCCUGGGCUGGUCGCUCUACUUGGCGCUCAUGUCCUCGCCCCUCCACAUGAUGGCGGCCGCCCUGCUCGUGUGGGCCGCGCGCAGUCACGGCCGCAACUACUACCGCAUGGCCGCCUACCGCGUGGCCUAACCGGCAGGACGACGCCCUUAUCCCCGACGGUCCAAACGGAGGGACUCGUUCAUUUGGAACAGCACUUGGUGUAACGGCUGCAAUACCGGCGGGCCGCUAUGUUAAAAUGCUGUUUGAAUACAAACUGUUAAAUCGUACCUACAGUAUGCAGUGAAUACUGUAUACUUUGGAGUACGAAAACCACAUGGGGGGGGGCAUAAAAUAAAUGACUAUUUAUAUAUAUUUUUAAAAAAUCAGGAGAUAAACUUUUGAGAAAUUAUGUUUAAAAAGUAUUCCUAUUUUGCUAGGGAAAAAUCUGACAAUUUUGAGAAAAGAAUGUUACAAGAAAAAAAAUCUGAAUUUUGUGUGACCAAAUAUUUCAAGACAGAAUCGUUACUAAUGAGAAAAAAAACAUUAAGUCUGUCACGAAAAAGUCAAAUUUCUGGAAAGAUGAGAAUAGAAUUAAAAUGUUAUUAUGUGGGGGAAAAGGCAUAGCUGUAUAUGGUUUUACUUUUGUCAAGGAAAAAAAAAGUUGCCAACCUAACACAAUAGUAUUAUUAUUAUUGUAUCUUUGGAGAAUAAAAGGUGGCAUGUUACAAAGGAGAAUAACCACUAGGUUUCAAAAAUCAAGUUUCAUUUUUGUGGGGGAGAAACCAUCACAGUUUUAGGAGGUGGGGUGAAAAGCACACUGUUGAAAGCCAAGUGAAAAAAACACCACUUUUGCAUUUCGGUUAACGAGGGAGCCUGCUAUUCCCUCGUAGAAAUUCAAACCUUUUUGUCCUCUGCUUUUCAGAAUGACUCUAGCUCCUUGGUGAAUAAUUACAACUGUACAUUGCUUUGUAAACUAAGUUGGCAUUUAUUUAUUUAUUAUUUUGAACGCUUUUUUUGUUUGUUUACAUUUUGAUAGUCGUCGUUUUCACUUGUAAGCACUUCUUGUGGGGUUUUUUUUUCAGUUUGAUAUUUCCUGUUUUUGUUCGUCCCCCCCACCCUUUUUUCCCCAUUAUUUCAGCACACCAACAGAGUAGAAACAACACUAAAAUACAUUGCUGCAAGCAGAUUUAAUUUUUUUUAAUGAAUGCACCCUAACAGCCAUAUGGCACUACACCUGCUGCUCAAUUUUUUUAAAAGUUGCAGGCUGUCGUGAAGUUCUGUUUUUUGGACAUUUAAAAAUCCGUAGAUUUCAACGACAUUCUAGGCAAUGGCAAAUGUUGGUUCAAUACGGAUGCAACCUGCUCUUGAUGUGUGAUAUGUAAGCGUGCAUGUGCUGUUUUGAAAUAAAACUUUUUUUUUUCAUA
Molecule: messenger RNA, 2211 nt
Organism: Hippocampus zosterae (dwarf seahorse)
Lineage: Eukaryota; Metazoa; Chordata; Actinopteri; Syngnathiformes; Syngnathidae
Product: claudin domain-containing protein 1-like
Exons: 4
Coding region: 179-937 (252 amino acids)
Cellular component (GO): membrane
Source: RefSeq, a predicted model, not a curated record